UGAAAUUGGUUUUAGUACUAGUGUGUUCAGUCACUCUCGAGGUAUCAUGAAUUUCGACGGCAAAGUUGUUCUCGUAACUGGCAGCAGCUCAGGCAUUGGAGCUGCCAUCGCAAUUCAAUUUUCACAACUUGGUGCCAAAGUUUCCUUAGUAGCAAGAAACGAGAAAAAGCUUAAUGAAGUCGCAAAAAAAUGCAAAGAUCCAUUGGUAAUAAUUGCCGAUGUUACUAAAGAAGAUGACGCUAAGAGGAUAGUCGCAGACACAGUGAAACACUAUGGACAACUAGACGUUCUCGUAAAUAGCGCUGGUAUUUGUGUAGGGGCAAGUAUUUUAGCAGAAAAUACUAUGAAAGCUUACGACCAAGUAAUGGCGACCAACCUCCGUGCUAUCGUUCACUUAACCCAUCUUGCUGCUCCACACAUCAUUAAAACAAAAGGUAACAUUGUCAAUAUAUCAAGUAUCUCUGCUUUGCGGACUAUUUCAAAAGAGGGCUUUGCGUACAACACUGCGAAGGCAGGGUUAGACCAUUUCACUAGAUCAAUUGCAGCAGAACUUGCGUCGAGUGGUGUUCGCGUCAAUGCUGUCAACCCAGGAAUGGUGAAGACUGAUCUUCUAACCAAUAUGGGGCUACCUGAAGAACAGAGAGAGCCUAUUUAUGAAUUUAUGAAGACUUUUACAGCGCAGAAGCGGGUUUCUGAUCCAGAAGAAAUUGCUGAGGUUGUUGUGUUCUUGGCGAGCGACAAGGCUAAAGCAAUUACUGGUGCUAACUACUUAUGUGAUAAUGGCGUCUCGGUUAAAGUUGAUUGAAUUUGACUGACAGUUCCAACUAAUGAAGAAAUGACAAAUAAAUAUUUUUUAAUUAUUUGAA
This is a messenger RNA of Trichoplusia ni (cabbage looper), 866 nucleotides long. RefSeq lists its product as uncharacterized. Bases 47 to 805 code for a protein of 252 amino acids. Lineage: Eukaryota; Metazoa; Arthropoda; Insecta; Lepidoptera; Noctuidae. Gene Ontology annotation, molecular function: oxidoreductase activity. The transcript has a single exon. The record is from RefSeq and is a predicted model, not a curated record.